AUGCAUUCAUCGCCGAUUUCAGCCUCUCAGAUAGCUUGUCUAGAGACAGUGAGUCUCGUUGGCCUUCGUGAGGGGUCCCCAGCUGCGGUCCAGGCGCUCCUUCGCGCGGCUCGAAAACAGGGUAUCUUCUAUCUUGACCUGAGCAGCAUCUCUGCCGAUGGAGAUACCGUAACGCGGCUUUACCAACUCGCGCAAGACCUGUUCCGGCUGCCACUGGAGCAAAAGAUGCAGUACGAUGUGGAUCGAUUGGGAGAGUGGAAAAUCAAUGGGUAUAAGCCCGUGGGUCGAAACGUGGGUGGGUUGUCUGGUGAACGGGAUGGUUUCGAGAGUUACGGCAUCCCAUGUCAUGCUGUGUUGAACCCUACUGGACAAGGGUCAUUUGCAAAGCCGGAUAUUCUAGAACAGGAGCUGGAGCUGGUCCGUCGGUUCAUGCGGGGCUGUACGGAAAUGGUGGAAAUCAUCCUCCGCACCCUGUCUGCCUCCCUCCCCCUCCCGGGGGGCAUCACGUUCGAAGCCUUUCACCGGGAGGGGGAUGCCUACUUCAACCUUCUCCGUCUGCUACGCUAUGAGCCCAGUUCGGACGGCGAUCUCCGAUUUCGAGUGCCGCAGCCCGCGCAUACCGAUUUGGGUUCCGUCACCGUCUUAUUCACUAAUGCGGGCGGCUUGCAGAUUCUAGACCCUGGCGCCAGGGCGGACGAGUGGCUGUAUGUGGCUCCCCGGCCAGAGUGUGCAAUUGUCAAUCUUGGCGACGCCAUCUCCAUCUGGACUGAUGGGCAGAUGCGCAGCAUCCAACACCGGGUGGCCUCGCUUCCAGGUCAACCCAUGGCCGAGCGCUACAGCCUGGCCUUUCUGGCUCGUCCAGGCCCGGUGGCUCCCAUGUGCCCGUUGCUAGCCAGUGAAUCUUUCUCAACCAAGGGGUCGCAGGGGGCCCUGCGAUGCGAGGACUGGAUGAAGGAGAAGUUUCGGCGCUUAAGGGGUGACACGCGAAAGGAUCUCUGUGGUUCCUGUGCUGUGGUGAAGAGUGGCUAG
This is a messenger RNA of Aspergillus saccharolyticus JOP 1030-1, 1029 nucleotides long. Its product is annotated as putative oxidoreductase. Gene Ontology annotation, molecular function: dioxygenase activity. Bases 1 to 1029 code for a protein of 342 amino acids. The record is from RefSeq and is a predicted model, not a curated record. NCBI's taxonomy places the organism in Eukaryota, Fungi, Ascomycota, Eurotiomycetes, Eurotiales, Aspergillaceae. The transcript is spliced from 3 exons.